Messenger RNA from Stegostoma tigrinum, 865 nucleotides. It is a transcript of the gene mrpl48, whose product is annotated as mitochondrial ribosomal protein L48. Gene Ontology annotation, cellular component: mitochondrial ribosome. Lineage: Eukaryota; Metazoa; Chordata; Chondrichthyes; Orectolobiformes; Stegostomatidae. The transcript has 8 exons. Bases 73 to 711 code for a protein of 212 amino acids. The record is from RefSeq and is a predicted model, not a curated record.
GCAGUGUUCCGCGGGGGAGGGGUUGGUGUGCUGGACCCGGAAGCGGCAGUUUUGGUUCAGGCCAGCUGAAUCAUGAAUCCUGCUGUAACGAAGGUCCUGUGUGUAAGAAAUGUAAUGCUGUUAAAACAAGCUGCAUCUACAGUCACCAGGUUGACAUCCAUCAGACAGUCUCCUUUAUGGUUUACAGGUAAUAGCUUAGCCAGCAAGAGACAUUACAGGUCAAUGCCUACCCAUGGGAUCGGGAGGUAUAAAUACUUACUGCCUAAAGAAGUGCCACGGAAGAAAAGAGAGAAGUUACAGAUGAAGCAGCUUAAGCCUGGCACUGACACAGAAUAUGGUGUCUUAAAUAUCCAACUGACUGGCUAUGAUAUGACACUUGUAGAACACUAUAGUCAGUACAUACACCGGCUCUGCAAUCGACUGAAGAUCAAAGUGGAGGAAAGCUAUGCAAUGCCUACCAAAUCCACUGAGAUCUCCGUGUUGCAGGAACAAGGAACCAAGAUGAAUGUGGAAGGUGUUAUUCACUGUCAUGAGAGAAUUGUACAGAUUAGUGGUUUGAGUUCAGUUCUCGCCCCAAUAGUUGUGGAAGUCCUUCAAACCAAUCAGCCAGAAGGUGUACAGCUGUGCAUAAAGGAGCACACCGAAGCUGAAUUUAAUGCUCGGUUCAAGGCUCGGCCAGAAUUAGAAGGACUGAUAGCGCAAAUUAGUUGAGAAGACAUCUAAGGAAGGUGAUCAAGCCGAGGCAACUGUAUUUGGUGGCGUUAGAACUGUGACUGAAAAUUAUAUGUAGUGAUCAUUGUUUCAAGGACUUAAAAACAAGCAGAUUGUUGCGUGAUAUAUUGUUAAUAAAAUGAUUUCUAAAAGA